AUGCUGAAUAAGAACACUCUGAAUUUGGAAGCCUUUUAUGAAUCAAGGCGCUCCUAUCGAAGAAUGUUGCUAAAAGGCCAAGCUAUCAUACAUGCCGAUGGUGGCACUACAACUAUUGAAACAAAGGUUUUUGACCGGGCUUUUUUCGAUUCCACUGCUCUUUUACGAGCUAGCAGACUGCUUCUAGCAUCAGAAACCCCUUCUGGUGUCAAGAGCCAAGUCGAGCCAAUGAAUCAUUCUCAAGAAGCCAAUACCAAAUUAUCUCUCACCAGCAGCAACAGCUGUCCUAUUUGCCAAAUGGGCUCGAUUUACUUACCCCUUGCAAUGAGGCGCCAUCUUCUCUACACGCAUCCUGGUCACAUAUGUCUGUACUGUCUUCGUCUAUUUCGCCGACCUAGCUGCUUACCGAGCCACCUCAAUGCUGUCCACCGGCACUUGCUAAGACGAUACAGAUGCCCGCGUUCAUGUGGCCGCCGAUUCGCCGGCCUUAUAAGCCUUCACCAUCACAUCAGCUGUGAUCCUCUCUGCACUCCUCUCUCUCUCAAUAUACUCGGAGCAGCCCACCAUAAUAUCAGGUUCACUCGGUGCCGAGCAGCUCUUCCGAUCUCUGAAGCUGGACUCGACAUUUCAAACAACUCCUGUGGCUACUCUUCAUCUUCUUCCUCCUCGUCUUCCUUAUCCUCUUCUUCAUCCUCUACGUCCCCUCGGUCGGGCAAGACAACUUCUGCAGACAUCAGAGAUAAAACACUUUGCCUACAAAAUCAGCAUUCCUAUAAGAUUUCCAAUACACACAAGAGGAGGCAAAUUCGGGGCCUUGCUAAUUCAGAUGAAGAAAGGUCAAUUUCAUCCUUUCGUAGUCAAUCAAAUGACCUUGCAAACAGUUCCAUUUGCCUGGACGGCGAGGUUGAAGGCGAGUCGAAUAAGCAUUUGGGUAACCUAUCUGAGCAAGAUAGGUAUUCAACAAAGGAUUCGAUCCUGCUAGGCACGUUCUAA
Messenger RNA from Protopolystoma xenopodis, 993 nucleotides. NCBI's taxonomy places the organism in Eukaryota, Metazoa, Platyhelminthes, Monogenea, Polystomatidea, Polystomatidae. The record is from the annotation of a GenBank genome assembly.